GGAUUUCAUUCAACUUAGACAUGGACUUAAUACAUUCCUUUAAGGUUAAAAAAUGAUCAUUUCAGGGAAAAACGAAAAGCUAAGCAAAUAACCUGGAAAUAACGGAAUUAUGUUGUAAUACUGGGAAUAUUUGGUCGGGAAAACCUAUAAAAAGCGAAUAGAUGUUACAGAAUAAUUUAACAAGUGAAUGAAGACACGAAGCUGAAAUCAUUUUUCCGCAAGAAGAAAAAAAUUAUCAAUUUGAAGAUAAAGAAAUUUAAACGAUAAUAUGGAAAUUUCAAAGGAAAUGGUGUCGAUGGAAAUAGGCUGUCAAGAAUCCAUGAAGGAAGGGACUGAUAAGAAUGAACGUCAAGACACUACACUCGAAUCGCCAUCUCUCUACCCUACAUUUUUCCAUGCUCGUGACGAUGAUUUCACAACACAAACAUGGCGAAUCAAAUCCGAAGUUCAAGCUGGUCAUGUUUUUGGCGGUCACUACUUGAGAAUAAAUGGCAGUAAAGUGUCAGCUGAUGCAGCAAGAAACGACAGCAAAGCUCAGUUUAAAAUUCAUUGUUACUAUGACGACCGACUAGAUAGGGACCUGUGGAUUUUCGAAAGCGCUUCUGAUGGGAAGUUCAUCGCUAUUGAGAAUGACAGAAUCGUUGUCAAGAGCGUACAAACRUCUCUUACCUCAAUCGUACAUGUUAAAGCCACGAAUCCAGAAAUCCUUUUUGUCAAGAAACCUCUCAGUCCAGGAAGCACGGUGUUCACUCUCAGGUUGUACAGUAGCUCCACCACCAAGUAUUACCUUGGUUUUGACAACGUUAAUGGAUCAGCCAUGAUUCCAAGCAAGGUUCGUCCAACCACRAAGGAAGCAAAAUUCAGAAUUGUUUGAGCCUGUUUGUUGAGAAAUUAGGGGUCCGAAUGUAAAACCUUGUGGAACACCCCAUUAAAUAUUAUAUAGUUUUAACUUAGCUUAAUCGUGUAGGAAUUUGGAAUAGUGAGUGUAUAAUACAUAAUAUAAGUAUAAGAAUACUUGAGUAUCUCAGAUGACAAACUUUGUACCAUUUAAUGUACUUUAUGCUGAGAAGUAAAGCAAACAAAAGAUUUUUGUCGAAAAAAUGCAAUGUAUAGAUAGAAAAUAAAAGUGCUAAGGUUUCUUAGCUGCCUUAACUUUCAAAUUGAAAACAUAACCA
Messenger RNA from Actinia tenebrosa (Australian red waratah sea anemone), 1175 nucleotides. RefSeq lists its product as uncharacterized. The record is from RefSeq and is a predicted model, not a curated record. NCBI's taxonomy places the organism in Eukaryota, Metazoa, Cnidaria, Anthozoa, Actiniaria, Actiniidae.